This is a messenger RNA of Heterotrigona itama, 2239 nucleotides long. Lineage: Eukaryota; Metazoa; Arthropoda; Insecta; Hymenoptera; Apidae. The record is from the annotation of a GenBank genome assembly.
UGACUUACUACGAUACUGAGCGAGUUAAACGCAGUGCGCAAGGCGCCUGCGCACUGCUUGAAAACUCGAUAGCUGAUUCGCGAGAAUCGUUCUCCUUCAAGUUGGCUGCUCUGUCAGCUCUUUAUUCAUAGUGGCAACGGUUGAACAUUGUCAGCGUUUUCACUCUCACGGUUGACCGGUCUCAUUCGUAUUUCGGCGGUUAAGAAGGAAGAUAUUCUGUUACACUGAUCUGCCCGAUUUUCUCUCAAUAGGAAGACUUUCGUUCAUAUUCUUUUGCCAACAAUCAAGACCACGACGAAGGUGGACGUAGCUAUGGGAAAGGACGUGGUUUUAUAAUACCAAACAACAAUAAUGAUGACAAUUACAAUGUGGGCAAUAAAAAUUACAACCCUUUUGGAGGGAAUGAAGACAGUGAUGGCAAUAACUGGACAUACAAUGACAGUAACAAUGAUUUUAGAACAAAUGAUCGAAAAGGAGGGUGGGGAGGAGGGAAAAGCAGAGGAGGUAACAGUAGGGGAGGAGGAGGAAGAGAUAGGGAUAGUUUCAAGGGGGAAGGAAGAGGGAGGGAUAGCGGUAAGGGAGGAGGAUUUAGAAAUAGAAAUGGAGAUUCCGAUGAUAAUUGUAGUUAUAGAAGAAAUAAAGAUAACGACUACAACGACUACGAUGGCGAUGAUCUGAAUGACAGAAAUGAUAGAUGGAAAAGAAAUUUUAGUAGGAACGACAGCAACGACGACAUGGAAGAACCGCAGAAACCUAAAGAACACUAUAUUCCACCGGACUUGCCCACUGACGAGAAAAUGUUGUUUGAGAAUUGUGUCGAAAUGGGCAUCAAUUUCGAUAAGUAUGACUUCAUUGAAGUUAACGUGAGCGGAGAGAACGUACCUGAGCCGAUAGAAUGUUUCAAGGCAGCUGGUCUUAGAAACAUUGUUCUAGAGAACAUAAAAAAGUCGGGGUACACGAAAGCUACGCCAGUGCAGAAGCAUGCCCUUCCGAUUAUAAUGAGCGGUCGAGAUUUAAUGGCUUGUGCGCAGACAGGUUCAGGAAAGACUGCUGCGUUUGCGGUUCCCAUUAUAAGCAUGUUAUUAGAAAGGAAUGCCGAACUAGUUGUGACUUCUUCACACUGUGAACCGCAAGUUGUUGUAGUAUCGCCUACCCGAGAGCUUACUAUACAAAUAUGGCAGCAGAUUGUCAAAUUUUCACUUAACUCAAUAUUAAAGACUGUAGUUAUAUAUGGCGGAACAUCUGUCCAUCAUCAAAGGGGAAAGCUUUUCGCAGGUUGCCAUAUACUGGUGGCAACACCUGGGAGAUUAUUGGAUUUUGUAGAAAGAGGAAGAAUCAAGUUUUCUUCAUUGCAGUUCUUUGUCCUGGAUGAAGCCGAUCGUAUGUUGGACAUGGGAUUCUUACCCGACAUUGAGAAGAUUGUAGAUCACGAGACCAUGGUGCCACUGGGUGAAAGGCAAACGUUAAUGUUCUCUGCCACUUUCCCGGACGAAGUGCAACACUUGGCGAAGAGAUUUUUAAACAAUUAUUUAUUCCUGGCGGUUGGUAUAGUGGGUGGAGCUUGUUCCGAUGUCGAACAAAAUUUUUACGAAGUUGCCAGGAACAAGAAGAAAGAUUUGCUCAGAGAAAUCUUAGAAAGGGAAAACGACGCUGGUACAUUAGACGGUACUUUAGUGUUUGUUGAAAUGAAGAAGAAAGCGGACUUUAUUGCAGUUUUCUUAUCCGAGAAUAAUUACCCCACCACCAGCAUUCACGGCGACCGAUUACAACGACAAAGAGAAGAAGCACUGGCUGAUUUUAAAAGUGGUAGAAUGUCUGUUUUGGUAGCCACGGCUGUUGCCGCUAGAGGCUUAGACAUAAAAAACGUGUCGCACGUUAUAAACUACGAUUUGCCAAAGGGAAUCGACGAGUACGUCCAUCGAAUCGGUAGAACUGGUCGUGUAGGGAACCGAGGAAGGGCGACUUCUUUCUUCGAUCCUAACGACGAUGCACCGCUGCGAGGCGAUCUCGUUAGAAUAUUGAAGCAGGCGGGACAAUCUAUUCCAGACUGGAUGAUGGGUGGAAACUCGAGUAGAAACUUUAUGCCAGGGAAAGGCACAAGCAAAUUCGGCGGCGCGGAUGUUAGAGGGCUUGAAGCGACCGAAGAUGAAUAUGGCGAAGAAGCAUUUAUGCCAUCCAAAGCAACUGAGCCAGAAGAAGAGUGGUAGGAAGUCGUGUUUGGUUUUUUUUUUUUUCUUUU